AUGUCGCAAGGCUCCACGGGAUCGGGGCACCCUCCCCGACCCCCCUACCUGCCUGCCUUCCGCUCGGCCCCCGCCUCGAGACAGACCAGCCGGGCCUCCUCGCCCCGCAGCACCUACAGCCAGGCGCUGGCCUGCCACAAGGCCGCCCCCCGCGCCUUCAAGCCCGAUGCCAGCCCCAGGCCGGGGCUUUCCACCGGCGAUGCCGUGGCCCUGCAGUGUGACGACGGCGACAGGUUUUUCCGCGUGCACGCAGCCUCUACGAGCGUCGGCGAGGCGCUGGGCCAGGGUCCCGCCCUGCUCCGGCCCUGUGGCCGCUGCGGCCCCGCCGACGCCCACACCCACCUGGAGGUGGUCCUGUCCGGCGAGUGGCUGGGCCUGCGCUCCGCCGCGGCAGGGGACAGGUUCUUGCAGGCCCGCAAGCACGGCGCCGCACGCCUCGCCUUCCACAGCGCCAAUCUGGGGACCUGGGAGCAGUGGCAGCUGGGUCCUGGGGCGGCCGAGGCGCUGGCCCAGCCCUGGGAGACGUCCCAGCCCCUGGUUCUGCAGCACCGCCGCCUGCCCCAGGUCCAGCUGCAUGUGACCCUGGUGCGGGUGGGGACCUUUUUGCCGCUGAGCGUGGGGGGCAGCACCACCCCCCGGUCGCUGGCGCCCGUGCCGGAGGCCGGAAUGGCUGGGCUGGAGAGGGAGAAACUGCGCCGCAUCUCCGACGUCGUCGUGCAGGAAUGGUUUGCCUAUGUCGACCGCGAGAAGGCUCUGAGGAGCGAGGCCGAGGGCAGGCUCGCCGACCUGACGCAGACAACCGCCCACCUCCGCGCCUGGGCAGUGGAAAAGGUGGAGUCGCUGCGCAGCCAGGUGGAGCUGGAUGUGGCCGAGCUCCUGGAGGCCGUGCGGGCCCGGUCCCGGGAGCUGGCAGGGAGCCAGGCCGCCGUCGAGGCCACGCGCGGCGCUGCGCUGGCCGCGCUGGCGGCACGCCGGCGGCGCGACGCUUGCGCCGCAGCCUUUGCCGCCUGGAGGGCCGCCACCGCGGCCGAGAACCGACGGCGGGCCUGGGAGGCAGCCGCGGCGAGGCGCCGCGUCGCGCGGCUCAUGGGUCUGGCCGUCGACGCGUGGCGGCUGGCCUGCGAGGACGCGGCGCACACCAAGCAGCUGCUGAGGAGAGCCGUGGAGAAGCUGUCGGCCAUGCGCCUGCGCCAGGCCUUCCGCGCCUGGGCGGGUGCCGUGGAGCUGCGGCGGGAGCAGCAGGCCCUCUUACGUCGCGCUGUAGCGCAGUCGGUGGCUCGUCGCCAGGCCGCGGCCUUCUCAAGCUGGCGGGCAUGGGUGGAGGAGCGCCAGGAGGCGGCGGCGAAACUGGAGCACCUCAUCGCUCUGUCACGCGCGCGGCGGGCCCUGGGCGCCUGGCGCCGUUGCGUCGCCGACUCCGCGAGCCUGGAGGUCGAGGCGGCGGCCCAUGCCGCGCGAAGCCGCGCCCAGCUGGCACUGCGAGCCUGGAGGGCCGAGACCCAGCAGGCCGCCACCAGGCGCUCCCGCCUCGUCCAGUUGGUGGAAGGCAGGGCCCGCGCGCUGCAGCACGCGGCGCUGGCCGCCUGGCGCGACCACACCAAGGGCCUGAGGCUCGCCUGCGCCACGGUGGCGCGCUGCCUGGAGGGCAGGGCCGCCAGCCUGCAGGCCGCCGCGAGCCAGGCGGCCUGCCUCGCGGUCUGGAGGGAGUGGAUGGUCGGGAGGCGGCGCGAGCGGGCGCUGAUGGCCCUGGCCCUGGCCCGCGCCGAUCGGCAGAGGGCGCACGGGGUGCUGCAGGCGCUCGCCAGCAACGCGGAGGCGGCACGGUCGGAGCGGGCGAUGGCCCGCCAGGCCGAUCGCUUCGGGCGCCGUGUCCUGGUCGGCAAGGCGCUGGGCGCCUGGCUGGGCGCCCGCGACGCCAGGGCCGCGCUGGCAGCCACCCUGGCCCGCGUCGGGCUACGGCGGCAGGCGGUGCUCGAGUCCGAGGUGCUGGCGGCGUGGCGCGGCUGGGUGGGCGAGGUGCGGGCCGAGCGAGGCACCGUGGCCCUGGUGCAGGCCUGGCAGCGCCGACGGCGCGCGGCGCUGGUCUGGCAGGCCUGGCGCGAGGCCCAUGCCGCGGGCCGACUGGCGGAGGAUCGGGCAGAGGCCCUGGCCGCCCAGGUGAGAGCCAACACUGCGCGUGAGGCGCUGCUCGGCUGGCACGCCUGGGUGGCGGCGCAGCGCGCGCAACGCGCCAAGAUGAUGCAGGCCGUCAUGCGCGUGUCCGACCUGCGCUUAUGCUGGGCCUUUGGGAAGUGGCGUGCGCGCGCCGCCGAGAAGGGACUGGAGCAGGAGCGCCUGCAGCGCGCCAAAAGGUGCCUGCACCGCCAGCAGUGCGCCAGGGUGCUGGGCGCCUGGCGCGGCGCCGCCGACCGAGCGGUCCGCCAGCGCCUUGGCGUGGCGGAGAUGGUGGAGGGCGCCCGCCGGCGCAGCCUCGCAGCCAUCCUGGACGGCUGGCGUCAGGCGGCCGAGGCGCGCGACCGCCUGCGGCGCUGCCUCCUGCAGAAGCAGACCGCCUUCCGCCUCUUCCGCACCUGGUACUGGGACGCGUUCGACGACGACCUGCAGGACACGCUGCGCACGAUCUUCGAGCUCACGGAGGGGUCCAUCGCCGACCCACUGCCCUCCCGCCCCGCCUCGCCGGACGCUGGGCGUGGAGUCGGUGGCGUGGGGAGGCGGGCCACUGGAGCAGAGGCAGGCUCGCCGCCGCACGCCGCCGCGCCGGGCCUGGUGGGCAUGCCCCUGGCGCAGCAGCGCCGGCUCACCGCCAGCGUCACGCGCUCGCUGGCCGCAGCGGGGCUGGCCGGCGCUUCGCCCGGCCGCGGAGCCAGCCCCCUGCCGGACAUCCGCGCGCGCAUCGACGCCGCUGCGGCUGCGGGCGUGGCCUCCGCGGCGCGCGCCUGGCCGGGGCGCGGCAUCGCGGCGGCCCGGCCCGCUGGUGAGGAGACUGCUGGCGACCAGCAGGGCGCCCGGGAGGGGCCUACGUCAAAGAAUGAGCUGCAGUCCUGGGUCGAGGAAGGCCCGGAGGGCGCCAUCCGCGCCGGCUGGCGUUCAGGGGAGGCGGCGCCCACGCCCCCGCUCCCCGUGCGCGGAGCCUACGCCGGCCCAGCCCCGGGGAGCUGGGACCCGAUACCAGCGCGCAGUACAGCAGCGGCACUGAGCGCCGCGCCCACGCCGCAGCCGGGGCCCAUGCCUCGUGACAGCGCGGCGCGACGCGCGCUGGCGCUGGCGCGCACGCCCCUGUCCGCCGCGACCCCGGGGGGCCGCUGGGACGGCGGCCCCAACGAGCGCGGCGCCUCGCUCUCACGCCAGCUGGCCGAGGCGAUGGAGGGCGAGGGCGCCGGCGGACGCACGCCGCUGUCGGCCGCCAAGACGCCGCCGGGGGGCUACGCAGGGGCGGGGCACGGCAAGGAGAAUGCGGCGCUCGGAUACUCGCCCGCCUGGUACCAGAGCAUGUCGCCGUCGCAGCAGUACACGGCCGACUACCUUGCCGCAGCCGCCACACCCUCCCCCCCGCGGGCGCAGGACUCGGGCGGCAGCGGGCCCCUGGGUGCCACCCCCCCCCUCAUGCACAACCCGCUGAGCUUUGCCUUCUGA
Molecule: messenger RNA, 3633 nt
Organism: Auxenochlorella protothecoides
Lineage: Eukaryota; Viridiplantae; Chlorophyta; Trebouxiophyceae; Chlorellales; Chlorellaceae
Exons: 15
Coding region: 1-3633 (1210 amino acids)
Source: RefSeq, a predicted model, not a curated record